AUGGUCAAAUAUGUGCUGGUUACAGGUGGCGUGGUCAGCGGCCUAGGCAAGGGCGUCACGGCCUCAUCCAUUGGAGUGCUGCUCAAGGCAUGCGGGCACAGGGUGACGUCGAUCAAAAUUGACCCGUACCUCAAUGUGGACGCCGGCACCAUGUCGCCCUUUGAGCAUGGCGAGGUAUUUGUGCUUGACGAUGGCGGCGAGGCUGACCUGGACUUGGGAAAUUAUGAGCGCUUCUUGGACAUCAGCCUGUCUCGGGACAACAACCUCACCACUGGAAAGGUGUACCAGGCAGUGAUUGAGCGGGAGCGGCGUGGUGACUACCUGGGCAAGACGGUGCAGGUGGUUCCUCAUAUCACUGACGCCAUUCAGGAUUGGAUUGAGCGUGUGGCACAUACGCCCGUGGAUGGCCGCGAUGGUGUGCCAGAUGUGUGCGUGAUCGAGCUGGGCGGCACUGUGGGUGACAUCGAGUCCAUGCCCUUCAUUGAGGCGCUGCGCCAGUUCCAGUUUCGCGUUGGUGCGGGCAACUUCUGCUGUGUGCAUGUCAGCCUGGUGCCGGUGAUUGGCGUGGUGGGCGAACAGAAGACCAAGCCCACGCAGCACAGCGUGGCCACGCUACGGAGCCUGGGCCUCAACCCGCAGCUGCUGGCCUGCCGAAGUAGCGAGCCGCUUCAGGACAGCGUGCGAGAGAAGCUGGCCUCCUUCUGUCACGUGCCAGCGAGCCAGGUGCUGACCAUGCAUGACGUGUCCAACAUCUGGCGCGUUCCACUCAUGAUGCAAGCGCAGGGCGCGCACACUACCAUCUGCCACCUGCUGGGGCUGGGCGGCGCGGCGCGCAUCGACACCAGCCUGUGGAAGCAGAAGAUUGCAGACAAGUGGGACAGUCUCAAGGAGCCGGUGUGCAUCGCAAUGGUGGGCAAGUACACAGACCUGAGCGACGCUUACCUGAGCGUCACCAAGGCCCUGCAGCACGCGUGCAUGGCGGCCAACCGCAAGCUGAAGCUGGAGUGGGUGGAGGCAUCCAAUCUGGAAGAGUCGACGCGCGGCGAAGACGCGACGGCCUACGAAGAUGCGUGGGCCAAACUGCGGGCGGCAGAUGGCAUCCUGGUGCCUGGCGGUUUUGGCGGGCGCGGCGUGGAGGGCAAGAUCCUGGCAGCCAACUAUGCGCGCACGCAUGACAAGCCCUACCUGGGUAUCUGCCUGGGCAUGCAGAUUGCCGUGAUUGAGUUUGCACGCAAUGUGCUAGGCAUGGAGGACGCCAACAGCACAGAAUGGGACCAGGCCACUGGGCACCCCGUGGUGGUCUUCAUGCCAGAGGGUUCAACCACCCACUUUGGCGGCACCAUGCGUCUGGGUGCGCGGCGCACAGUGCUGCAGACCGUGGACUGCAUUGCCGCCAAGCUGUACCAGUCGGAGCAGUAUGUGGAUGAGCGACACAGGCACAGGUAUGAGGUGAACCCCGAGCUGGUGCCCCAGUUUGAGGCGGCGGGGCUGCGGUUUGUGGGCAAGGACGACACAGAGACGCGCAUGGAGAUUGUGGAGCUGGCAGGACACCCCUUCUUUGUGGCGGCACAGUUCCAUCCUGAGUUCAAGUCGCGGCCCUUCAAGCCCUCCCCGCUCUUCCUGGGCCUCAUUUUGGCCUCCUCGGGCAAGCUAGACCACUUUCUAAGCGGCCGUGCCACCCCUGUGGCCUCUCCCGCCAAGACUGGACUGAGGCAGUUAGAAAACGGGAUUGGGGGGCAGGUGGAGAAGCUGAGCCUCAGUGCGAGCGCGCUGUCGGCCGCCAAGCUGCAGCUAUAA
Chlorella variabilis is the source of this 1797-nucleotide messenger RNA. RefSeq lists its product as hypothetical. NCBI's taxonomy places the organism in Eukaryota, Viridiplantae, Chlorophyta, Trebouxiophyceae, Chlorellales, Chlorellaceae. The transcript is spliced from 12 exons. The record is from RefSeq and is a predicted model, not a curated record. Gene Ontology annotation, molecular function: identical protein binding; CTP synthase activity. Bases 1 to 1797 code for a protein of 598 amino acids. Gene Ontology annotation, biological process: CTP biosynthetic process; pyrimidine nucleobase biosynthetic process.